Drosophila hydei is the source of this 1879-nucleotide messenger RNA. RefSeq lists its product as uncharacterized. Lineage: Eukaryota; Metazoa; Arthropoda; Insecta; Diptera; Drosophilidae. The record is from RefSeq and is a predicted model, not a curated record. The transcript is spliced from 9 exons. Bases 77 to 1879 code for a protein of 600 amino acids.
CGUGAACGGAAGCUUAAGACAGAAAGGCAGACGCGGCUUUAGACCUACAGAAGCUUCGACUAGUUGCGUGUGAGACAUGAAGCUGUGCAGAUUUGCGGGCUAUUUGCUGCUGCUAAUGCAGUUGCUGCGGCAGCCGGAGCCCAGUCGUAGCAUUGAACUGAGCACCGACUAUGCCAUAGUGAGCAAGGCAGCGGUGGCCACCACCACAGCAGCACCGACGCCAACACCCGCUGCACCACCUGGUCGCAGCUUCAAAGGUCGCAUACAGACGACAACGCCACGCUCUGCCUCGAAGCGGCAGGCCCGUCCGCUGGCUAGCAACACCUCAGAUGAACCUCAGCAGCAGCUGGUGUCAAUUUCAUCAAAAUCGUAUAUCUCUGGGCCCACCACACCGCCCUCCAAGCUGGCCAAGCGUGCUGGACUGCCGGCACAGAAGAAAUUCGCCAAGGAUGUGCGCAAUCGCAGCAGCCUGGCUGUGGAGCGAAACAGGCUGCAGCACGAGGUGCCCGAUCACGUGCCCGAUUCAUCUGGCUAUGUGCCACAGCGCAUUGGGCAUCCCGUGCAUUUGGAAUACGGCUCAACUGGCGUGGACUCAAGUGGAGCUCCAACAGGCAGUGCGGGCUAUCAUGCGGCGCCCUAUGAGGGCAGCAAGUGGCACGAGGAAUACUGGGAGCAGGACUACUCCGGGCAACAGUACGCGCACAACAGCACCCGAGUGCAGCAUAUUGAAGCUGAAUGCCAAGAUGAUUAUAUGAAAAUACGCAUUGGCUUCAAUGGCUCAUUCAGUGGCUUGCUCUAUUCUGCUGGCUAUGCGUACGAUCCCGAUUGCAUGUACAUCAAUGGCUCUGGCAGGGACUACUACGAGUUCUACAUACAAUUGAAUCGCUGCGGCACCCUGGGCAAGAAUACUCUGCAGGAAGAGAGUCGCAAGAAUCCCACAAACUUUAUGUGGAACACAGUUACUGUUCAGUAUAAUCCGCUGAUCGAAGAGGAGUAUGAUGAACAUUUCAAGGUCACCUGUGAAUAUGGCUAUGAUUUCUGGAAGACCGUCACGUUUCCCUUCUUAGAUGUGGAAGUUGCAACAGGCAAUCCGGUGGUGUUCACUCUCAGCCCACCUGAGUGUUAUAUGGAGAUCCAGAAUGGUUAUGGCAUUGGUGGACCACGUGUAACUGGUCCAGUGCGCGUGGGCGAUCCUUUGACGCUGAUCAUCUAUAUGCGAAGCAAAUAUGACGGCUUUGAUAUAGUUGUGAAUGAUUGCUAUGCGCACAAUGGGGCCAACAAGCGCAUUCAGUUGAUUGAUCAUCAGGGCUGUCCCGUGGACGACAAGCUUAUCUCACGCUUCAGGGGCUCCUGGUCGGAUUCGGGCGUGUUCGAGACGCAGGUGUAUGCUUAUAUGAAAACCUUUCGUUUUACGGGCUCUCCGGCGCUGUACAUUGAGUGCGAUGUGCGCAUGUGCCAUGGGCGUUGUCCGAGUCAGCCUUGUCACUGGCGCAACUUGAAGGCCGUCACCAAACGCGACACGUCUAACAUGACAGCAACGAAUUUGUCGCUGCCACCGCUCUCAGACGCUGCAAUCGAAGCUACAGAGAGUCCGGCACAAGCUUCGCUCUCGGAGAAUGUGAAUCUGUUUCAGUCGCUCCGCGUGCUGCAGGAGGGCGAAUCCGAUGGCGACGAUGUCUAUGCUCAUCGCCAGGCAAAACCACAGUUACCGCAUCAGACUUGCCUGAAGACCUCCACCUUCUCAGCACUGACAGCCAGCUGCUCGGCGCUACUUUGUGUGCUGACUGUGAUGCUGUUCAUAGCCUGCUCUCGGCUGAAGAGACGCAAGCAGUCCACGCUGUACGACUCCUAUAUAGCACAUAAGGGGCAGAUUGAUUGA